Molecule: messenger RNA, 2274 nt
Organism: Leishmania major strain Friedlin
Lineage: Eukaryota; Euglenozoa; Kinetoplastea; Trypanosomatida; Trypanosomatidae
Exons: 1
Coding region: 1-2274 (757 amino acids)
Cellular component (GO): small-subunit processome
Molecular function (GO): protein binding; snoRNA binding
Source: RefSeq, a predicted model, not a curated record
AUGCUGUCCAAGAAGAAGGCGGCCAAGCGGUCAGCCAUCAGCGCCACCGUGCGCAGGGAACACCAGGCGCAUGAGAAGCUAAGUCAGCAGAACGCGCAGCUGCACACGCCACACAAGAAGACUGCGGAGGCAUCAGCGUCCUCAAGAGGCGCGGACAACUUUGUCAAUCCCAAGAAGAGUCGCACAGUUCUGAGCAGCGCCGAUGCAGCGGAGGCGGUGGGCAGCGGCAACGGCAGCCGGGCGGCUAUGAUCCGCAGCCUCGGGGACCACAUAAACACGCGCCUGCAGGAAGUGGCAUUCGAGGACGAUCUCGACGGUGACGUCUUUCACGAGCGCCGGGCGCAGUUGAUGGAGGAGGCGCGGCUGGCGGCUGGCGUCAAGCAGCGCGACAUGUCCACCUCCGUGCGGCACUACCUCGGCCACCAAGCGGAGAUGCACGACCUGCACUCGGUGCGGAUUGCCCACAACUGCAACUCUGUUACGUGUGUGGCGGCCCUCGGUACAGACCGCAUCGUGUAUGGUGACAAGUCCGGAAAGGUGUAUCUCGUAGACAUAUCCCUCGCAACCAGCGGGGCUGGCAUGUCAGUCUCUGACAAGGCGGAGCUGCAGCGGCGGCGCAAGGUGCUUCUAGAGCCGGUACUGCCAUCCGGCAUCGUCUCGAUAGCCGUCAGUGACACGACAGCGAACCGCCCCACGGCGCGCGAUGUCUUCGAAAAGACAACGGUGGACAUGUCGUGCCCGUCGUACGUGGCAGCUGGGGCCAUGGACGGGUCUAUCAGUGUGUGGGAAACUCUCACCAAGGCACACAAGGGACUUCUCUUUAUGCACCGUAAGCCGAUCACCGGACUGCAGUUCCGCAUGGACACCGCCACCCUCUACUCCAGCUGCGAGGACGGCACGCUGCGGGUGUGGGCCGUGCCGCAGAUGAUCGCCGUCGACAAGCUUUUCGGUCACGAAGGACCCGCCCAUUUCCUGGAUUGCCUGCGCAAGGAGACGGCGGUGACAGUCGGCGAGGACGGCACGAUGCGCUUCUGGAAGAUGGACGCGGCCACGCAGCAGGCGUACAACUACGCGCCGGCCCGGCUGCCGGAGAAGAGCUUCACCUCGGACGCCGCCGCCUCGCCGCCGCCGCCUCCCGCCGUGGUUAUGGACACAGUGGCGAUGCUUAAUGAGAGCAUCAUCGUGGCGGGUGCGAGGGACGGCGCCGUCGUGGUCUUCGACGUGAACCGUCGCAAGCCCCUUGUCGUCGUUCCAGCAGCGCACGGCUACGGCUUCAUCGGCGACGGCACGGGGCUGGAAAAGGCAGCAGCGCAGCUCGCGGAGGAGGACAAUGGCGAUCGAGUGGCACGUGAGCACGCGACGGCGUCGUCGUCCGGCACCGUCGAGGCGCAGCGGCGUAAUCCGAACCCCAUCAUCGCCGUGGCCGCCGUGCCAUAUGCCGAUGUAGUAGCCACCGGCAGCUACGACGGAGUGGUACGCGUGUGGCACGUUGUCGGCGUUGGCGCCGGGGCCACGGCGCCGGGGAAGCGCACAGAUGACGGCCAAAACGGCGACGCGGCGCCUCCAUCCGGGAAGUGGACGGAGCCGCAACUGGUGCUAGUCACAGAGCUGCCUGUUCGAGCCAUUGUCAACUCGCUUCGCUUCUGCGGCAACGGCGAUGUGCUCCUCAUUGCCGUGGCGAAGGAGCCUCGGCGUGGUCGGUGGGUCGUGCAGUCGAGUGCGCGCAACGGCGUUUUGCUGGUGCCGCUUACCGAGUCAGGGCGCAAGAAGCUACAGGGAGUGCGCGGGGAAGUGGAGCACAUCCCUGCGCAGCUCUUCGGCAUCGACGAUGCCGCCGCCGAGGAAGACGCCGCUGGGGAAGAAGCGCACGUGAACGAGGCAGACGCUUCCGAAGCGGAUCUCGACUCGAGCGGAGAGCUGGACGCGAGCGACGGCGCGGACGGCGCUGGUCGCGAGGACGCAGAGGAUGUCGCAGACAUGUUUGACGUCGGCCCAGACGGCAUGAUGCGCUUCAGAGAGGGCGUGUCCCUCGCUGGUGGGGCUGCCAUCACCUCAAAGAAGAGGAAAAAGGGGAAGAGUGGCAUGCCCAAAGUGCUUCGGCAGAGCAAGGAGCUCUCCGACGUGACCGUGGCGCGCGACUCCGGCAGCGCCAAGAUGAAGAAGGCGCUGUCGGCAAAGAAGGUCAAGCGCGUCGAGGCCAAGAGCAAGAAGCUUCAUGCGUCCAACACUGUUGUGGCAACAUCCAAGAAGGCGAUGAAGCGGGCGAAGGCGUGA